GGGUAGUUCCCUUCAGAGCUUAAAGGUUAGGAUUCAUAUAACAAGCUGUAGCACAUGCCUGAAAAAAACCUAGAUGGAAAUGGAGGUUUUCAAUUUCCAUGCUAGACCUCUUCCUGCCUCAAUAUUAACUGGGGUGGUGGGUGUGCCAGUGAAGAGAGUUGUGACCCCUACCACACUUCAACCCUUCAAGCUGUUAGCUGAUGAACGGGUGACUAUUAAAGCUGAGCGUAGAAAGCAAAAGAUAAAAGAGGAGAAAAAGAGAUGGAUGGAGGCAGUCACCUUCAAAGCCAGACCAAACACUGUUACUCACAAAGAACCCUUCAGGCCUCGGAAGGAGAAUCAUGCCAGUCCAACUCCAGUGGGAUUCAAUUUACAAACUGAACAAAGGGCCAGAGAAUGGCUGAUGCUGGACCAGCUGAAGAGGUCCAGGGAAGCCCUCCGAGUGGUCAUGGAGCAGGAAAGACUCUGGGAGCAGGAGCAAAUGGAGAAAGUGGCCGUUGCCAAACUUCGCCGAGAACAGGUUCACAAAGCCCAAAGUAUCAGGCGCUACAAACCACUGAAGCCAAAGGCUGAGAUCCCUGUGACUAUCCCUCAGUCUCCCCAGUUCUCUCACAGAAUACUCUUUAGGAAUAGAUUUUAG
Messenger RNA from Alosa alosa (allis shad), 640 nucleotides. RefSeq names its product targeting protein for Xklp2-like. Lineage: Eukaryota; Metazoa; Chordata; Actinopteri; Clupeiformes; Clupeidae. Gene Ontology annotation, biological process: activation of protein kinase activity; regulation of mitotic spindle organization. Gene Ontology annotation, cellular component: microtubule; spindle. The record is from RefSeq and is a predicted model, not a curated record. The coding region runs from base 74 to 640 and encodes 188 amino acids. The transcript has 5 exons.